AUGGACUUUGAAGACAGGAGCCAGCUAAUGGUUAUUAAUUACUACCCUCCAUGCCCUGAACCCAAUAUAACCCUAGGAAUGCCACCCCACUCCAACUACGGAUUCCUCACUCUUCUUCUUCAGGAUGAGGUUGAGGGUUUACAAAUACAACACCAAGACAAAUGGGUUACCGUUGAACCAAUCGCUAAUGCCUCUGUUGUCAACGUUGGUGAUCAUCUUGAGUUCCCAGCCACCAACAAUGAGGCUGAAUAUGAAGCGAUAUUGACGGGGCUCAGAUUAGCCAAGUCCAUGGAAGCCAAAAAGGUACUCUUAAAAAGUGACUCCAGGUUAGUAAUCGGGCAGAUAAAAGGGGAUUAUGAAGAAAAAGAGCAGAGGAUGCAAAAGUACUUAAAAGUUGACGAACCAGCUUGCCAGAGAUCUGGAACAAGUAGAAUUUGUGCAAGUUCCAAGGAGUUUGAAUAUGGAAGCAAACAAAGUGGUGAGACAAGCAUUGUCAGAAACUAUGGACGACCCACUAGGAAUCAAGAUGGAGGUACAAAAAUUCCCCAGUAUAGAAAAGUUUCAUAUGUUUUCCAUACAAGGGAGCAUGAGCUGGACGACACCCCUCAUUUCUAA
Quercus robur (English oak) is the source of this 615-nucleotide messenger RNA. Its product is annotated as probable 2-oxoglutarate-dependent dioxygenase SLC2. NCBI's taxonomy places the organism in Eukaryota, Viridiplantae, Streptophyta, Magnoliopsida, Fagales, Fagaceae. The record is from RefSeq and is a predicted model, not a curated record. Gene Ontology annotation, molecular function: RNA-DNA hybrid ribonuclease activity; nucleic acid binding. The coding region runs from base 1 to 615 and encodes 204 amino acids. The transcript has 2 exons.